Messenger RNA from Topomyia yanbarensis, 2528 nucleotides. It is a transcript of the gene CSN3, whose product is annotated as COP9 signalosome complex subunit 3. Gene Ontology annotation, biological process: ubiquitin-dependent protein catabolic process. Gene Ontology annotation, cellular component: COP9 signalosome. Bases 385 to 1686 code for a protein of 433 amino acids. The record is from RefSeq and is a predicted model, not a curated record. Lineage: Eukaryota; Metazoa; Arthropoda; Insecta; Diptera; Culicidae. The transcript is spliced from 7 exons.
CGAUUUUUUCGCGUUUUUCAAUCAGCACUGAUUGUCACUUUUUCAACAUCUUCCGCAGCCGAGAGUGAAAUAACGCCAGCAUAAAUUGCCUUUUCGGUGGAUAUAGCGUCGCUAGUCAGCGUAUACGUAAAAAUAGAUAACAUUCGGUGAGAUUGCGACCAAAUUCGACUAUCGUUCGCAGGGGAAAAGCGCUAUGCGAAAAUAAUUCGCAAACCUCUCCCCUUCGCGUGUUCACUUUGACACAUUCGGGAAAAAAAUCGGUCCGUUCUUUUGUUGAUGCUAGUGAUCUGCUUGCUCUUAGGAUUUUUUUUGUAGCACUGGAGAAGCAGACAGCUGAGGUUUUCUAAUUUGGUUAGUUUCGGAUAUUCCACCGAGUGUUACGAAAUGGCAUCACCGCUAGAACACUACGUGAAUCAUGUCCGCACAAUGAGCAGUGCUGGAAACUUUCGAGAACUGGUGGAAUAUUUGCUAGAAUCAACGGAACUGUUGGCAAAAAAUGGAAAUAUAUUGGACAAUGUGUUGGAAACGCUAGACAUUCAGCAGCACUCACUGGGGGUGCUGUUCGUGCUAGUGAUCAAAUUUAGCGAGCCGAACAAUCACGACGAUGCCGAGAAUGUACUACGGGUUGUGAGAGAGUUUAUCACACUUUGCAACGGGGAACAAGUCAGAUUCGCCACGCAACCAUAUUUUGAGCUUUGCCACCAAUUCACUUCUGCCCUGGCAAAGAACAAGCAGUACACUAUUCAGGGAAUCCAGGUGCUAGCGUUGGCGGUAGAGAAAAUCCGGCUUUUCGACACUCAACUGACCCCCGUCCACGCCGAUUUGUGCCAGCUGUGCCUGUGCGCGAAGGUGUUCAGUCCGGCGCUACGGUUUCUCGAUACGGAUGUCACGGCGAUUGCCAACACCGAGGACAGCAACCAUGACACGAAGUACUUCCUGCUGUACUAUUACUACGGUGGUAUGUUGUACGCGACAGUCAAAAACUACGAACGGGCACUGUACUUCUUCGAGGUGGCAGUUUCGACGCCAGCACUGGCCAUGUCUCACAUCAUGCUAGAAUCGUACAAAAAGUACAUACUCGUCUCGCUAAUACUGCACGGGAAAGUGAUUCCCAUACCGAAAUAUUCCUCACAAGUCAUCUCGCGGUUUAUGAAGCCCCUGAGUCACGCUUACCAUGACCUGUCCAGUGCAUACAAUAGUUCCAACAGCGAUGAGGUUCGGAUUGUGGUCAACAAGUAUCGGGAUUCGUUCAUCCGGGACACCAAUAUGGGUCUGGUGAAGCAGGUCGUUUCGUCGUUGUACAAGAAAAACAUACAGCGCCUAACAAAGACGUUCUUGACACUGUCGCUGGCGGAUGUGGCCAGCCGGGUACAGCUGUCCGGGCCGGCCGAGGCGGAAAAGUAUAUCCUGAACAUGAUAAAAUCGGGUGAAAUAUUCGCCUCCAUCAAUCAGAAGGACGGCAUGGUGGUGUUCAAAGACGAUCCGGAAAAGUACGACAGCCCGGACAUGUUUAACAAGGUGCAGCAUGAAAUCAGUCGCGUGAUGGACCUGAAUAAACAGAUUCUCAAAAUGGAAGAGGACAUUAUGCUCAAUCCUGUGUACAUUAAGAAAUCCAUGGGCAAUCAGGACGACGAUAUUCUUGGCGGCCAGCAUUCGAAAUCAUGCUCUGGUGAUCCCACCGAAUAAUGCAACCAGCGGGUGGACUCGACCCAAUCGACUGACAACACCGGAAGCUAGCAGUAGUUGUGUAGGAAAAAAUGAAUGCGAGAAUACUAAAUACAAUACAACAGCCGCAGUGAAGUAAACACGAAUAAAGAAUGCGACUCAAAGUCCUGCAACAGACCUAGAAUUCACCAGCAGCAGACACAAACACAAAUACACACAAAUCACAAACAGAAAUCGGCGUAGAUAAUUCCGAACGAACUAUUUUGUUGUUGAUGUGAUUCAAACUAAUUAAGACAAGCUUGGAACCCAGUUGAAUAACACAUUUACAACCAAUUAUAGCGAUAAUAGCAUGAAAUAGAAACUGCACUGUUCUGUUCGGAAAAGCAAAACAGUACCAUAGGAAAAGGAAACCAAUUUCGAAUGAAAUUUUUCUGUUUUUUUUUCACGGACAGUGACGUUUGUGGGUUCGGGAUUCCGCAAGAUGAGAUGAGCUUCAAAGCGAAAAGUAAAACGUUGAGCAAAAGCUUUGUUACAAAAUAAUUAAAAAGAAACCCGUGAGAAUAAUAAAUCCAGCUUUUGUUUUGAAGUCAUCGGAGAACGAAGGAAGGCAAGAUUCAACUUUUAAACAUGCGUAGGUGGCCCUUGACGGGUUCAAGUGAAACGUGCUGUUAAUUUUGCUUGCUCUGAGAAAGAAAGAGAUGAAAUGUAUCGUAAAAAAGAAAGCGAGCGGGAAACUUGCAAAGGAUAACGCGUGUUUGUUGUGUUUAGAGAGAUCGAGAAGGGACGAGUGAAUAGUGAGAGUACGUAGCCAACGAAGAAGAUUUUUGGAAGAAUUCUCUCAAUAAAAAAUAUUUCAAAAGGAA